UUCUCCGCCCCUUUACGGCACGAUGGUCGCACAAGAAUGUGAUACAGUCUCGCCGGCCGCCAUUUUCUUUCUUUCUUAGCAGUUGGCUGUGAGAAGGUCUCUGCAAAGAAGCGGUAGCGGCCACGGUAGGGUAGACAUGGCAGACUAUUCAACAGUGCCUCCACCCUCCUCUGGCUCAGCUGGUGGUGGAGGCGGCGGCGGCGGUGGUGGAGGAGUUAACGAUGCUUUCAAAGAUGCGCUGCAGAGAGCCCGGCAGAUUGCAGCAAAAAUUGGAGGUGAUGCUGGUACAUCACUGAAUUCAAACGACUAUGGUUAUGGGGGACAAAAAAGACCUUUGGAAGAUGGAGAUGGCUCUUGGACAAGUCCGAGCAGUACAACACACUGGGAGGGAAUGCCCUCUCCUUUUAAAGAUCAACCAGAUGCUAAGAAAGUUGCUCCUCAAAAUGACUCUUUUGGGACACAGUUACCACCGAUGCAUCAGCAGCAAAGCAGGUCUGUAAUUACUGAAGAAUACAAAGUUCCAGAUGGAAUGGUUGGAUUUAUAAUUGGCAGAGGAGGUGAACAGAUCUCACGCAUACAGCAGGAAUCUGGAUGCAAAAUACAGAUCGCUCCUGACAGUGGUGGCCUUCCAGAAAGGUCUUGUAUGUUAACUGGAACACCUGAGUCUGUCCAAUCAGCAAAACGGUUACUGGACCAGAUUGUUGAAAAAGGAAGACCAGCCCCUGGCUUCCAUCAUGGUGAUGGACCAGGAAAUGCAGUUCAAGAAAUAAUGAUUCCAGCCAGCAAGGCAGGAUUAGUUAUUGGAAAGGGGGGAGAGACUAUUAAACAACUUCAGGAGAGGGCUGGAGUUAAAAUGGUUAUGAUUCAAGAUGGACCUCAGAACACCGGUGCUGACAAACCUCUUAGAAUUACAGGAGACCCAUACAAAGUUCAACAAGCCAAGGAAAUGGUGUUAGAGUUAAUUCGUGAUCAAGGUGGUUUCAGAGAAGUUCGAAAUGAGUAUGGGUCCAGAAUAGGAGGAAAUGAAGGAAUAGAUGUCCCCAUUCCAAGAUUUGCUGUUGGCAUUGUAAUAGGAAGAAAUGGAGAGAUGAUUAAAAAAAUACAAAAUGAUGCUGGUGUUCGAAUUCAAUUUAAGCCAGAUGAUGGAACAACACCUGAUAGAAUAGCACAAAUAACAGGACCUCCAGACCGAUGUCAGCAUGCUGCAGAAAUUAUUACAGACCUUCUUCGAAGUGUUCAGGCUGGUAAUCCUGGUGGACCUGGACCUGGUGGUCGAGGAAGAGGUAGAGGUCAAGGCAACUGGAACAUGGGACCACCUGGUGGACUACAGGAAUUUAAUUUCAUUGUACCAACUGGGAAAACUGGAUUAAUAAUAGGAAAAGGAGGUGAAACCAUAAAAAGCAUAAGCCAACAAUCUGGUGCAAGAAUAGAACUUCAGAGAAAUCCCCCACCCAAUGCAGAUCCUAAUAUGAAGUUAUUUACAAUUCGUGGCACUCCACAGCAAAUAGACUAUGCUCGUCAACUCAUAGAAGAAAAGAUUGGUGGCCCAGUAAAUCCUUUAGGGCCACCUGUACCCCAUGGGCCCCAUGGUGUCCCAGGCCCCCAUGGGCCUCCUGGGCCUCCAGGACCUGGAACUCCAAUGGGACCAUACAACCCUGCACCUUAUAAUCCGGGACCACCUGGCCCUGCUCCUCAUGGUCCUCCAGCCCCUUAUGCUCCCCAGGGGUGGGGAAAUGCAUAUCCACACUGGCAGCAACAGGCCCCUCCCGAUCCAGCUAAGGCAGGAACGGAUCCAAAUUCAGCAGCUUGGGCUGCGUAUUAUGCUCACUAUUAUCAACAGCAAGCACAGCCACCACCUGCAGCUCCUGCUGGUGCACCAACUACAACCCAGACCAAUGGACAAGGUAACUAUGGAGAUCAACAGAAUCCAGCUCCAGCUGGACAGGUUGAUUAUACCAAGGCUUGGGAAGAGUACUACAAGAAAAUGGGUCAACAAGGGCAGACACAGGAUUAUUCAAAGGCUUGGGAGGAAUAUUACAAGAAGCAAGGUCAAGCAGUUCCUGCUCCUGCUGGUGCCCCGCCAGGUGGUCAGCCAGAUUAUAGCGCAGCCUGGGCUGAGUACUAUAGACAGCAAGCCGCCUACUAUGCCCAGACAAGUCCCCAGGGAAUGCCACAGCACCCUCCAGCUCCUCAGGGCCAAUAAUAAGAAGUGGACAAUACAGUAUUUGCUUCAUUGUGUGGGGGAAAAAUACCUUUGUUAAAUAUAUGGAUGCAGACGACUUGAUGAAGAUCUUAAUUUUGUUUUUGGUUUAAAAUAGUGGUUUUUUUUUUUUUGGUUUUUUUUUUUUUUUUUUUUUUUUUGAAAAUGUACAAAAUAUCUAUCACUACUGAUAGGAGGUUAAUAUUUCUGUGUAGAAAUGAAAAUUGGUUUGUUUUUAGUAUUUAGUGUAGAUGUACACAUUCCAGCAAAUGUAUUUGCAACUAUUAUGUGGUCAAUGCUUUGUGAUAUAAAUGUACUUUUUCAAUGUAUACUUUCACUUUUAAAAUGCCUGUUUUGUGCUUUACAAUAAAUGAUAUGAAACCUCCUGUGUCGGUAAGUUGGAUAUGUGGGUAUUUAAAAGAUUCAUAAUUUCUUAGCAAUGAUAAAUUAAGAUACAUAUACACAAAUAUAUAAGCUUUCCCCAUGAAAUAUUAAUUGAAUUUUUAAACACUGGCAUGUUUUUUCCCCCUUGCAGUAUAGUAAUAGAUUGGAGGAUCUUUUCCAUUUAUUGUAUUUGGCUGUUUCAGCACAAGUAAUCCUGAUUUCUUCAUUUUUUUCCUUCUGUUUGAUUAAAAACUGCAUGUGUGUACAAUGAUCUUUUGGCAUACUUCCAUUGCAUUAACAGUGAAAUUUCCUUUUAUACAUGACCACUGUUUCAGACCUGUACUGCUGCUAUAACAGUUAACCUUUCUGUUCUUAAUUUGAUAAUUACUUGAUUUCCAAGACUGUUUCAGCAUAACUAAUUUUAAACAGUUUUCGGAUAGUGAAUAUGAGUAAUCUAAUAAGAACAGUAUUUUCAUGUAAAGCAACUCUUUUCAAUGUAUACAAUAUUAGUAUGUUUCUUUCUAAAUUUAGGGUAGAAAAGUGAAUAGUAUGCAAAAAUAUAGUUACAUCUGCCAUUGAAACAUUAUUGGGGUAUGGAAAUGUUCAAGCUUUUUUCUUUUUUGCAGUAUAGAUAAGCUUUGUUUUGUAAAUGCACAAGUCCAGUCAUUGAAUCAACUUAAUUUUUUUAUGUACUUGAAAUCAUUUUAUUACUCUAUAACACUCAUGCUGAAGUUCUAAUAUUUUGUUGAAAUCCAUUGUUUUACUCUUUGCAUAUUUGUUGGCUCUUUGCAUUUUAAUAUAUUAGACUACAUGCAAAUACAGUCUGUCUUGCCAUUGUCUGUUGAAGUGCAGGUUUGAUCCAGCCAGUAUAGAACUAGCUCUGUAGGGGUGAGGAGGACUGUGCUGUGUAUCAUCCUUGAUUGUGUUCCUUCAAGGAGCAUUGCACUGUAAGUACAUCAGAAUGACAAAUUGAUGAACUGCAACAGUAUCUUUUUGUCAAUGUUCCACAUAAUGUAAAUGCCAUACUUUGUGUGAAUAUUAUGUUGGAAUACAGUGCUGAUAUCUUGGAAAACCAUAACUGCUUCUUAAUUUAACAUAGAGUAAUACAUAGGUCUGUAUUUUUUUUUUAAGUGAGCUUAAUGGGUAAGUAUUUUUGAUAUGCUUUAGCUAUAGCUAAAGAAAACUGAUCAUUAACAAAGUUGAAUAGUAUUACUCAUUGGUGCUCCUAAAAUAUAUUGUUUUUCAGUGUAAAUAUGCAUAUCUUAUAUUAAUAAUGAAAGACUUGAAAUGUAUCACACAGAAGUGGUUUUCAGUUUGCAAAUAAAUAUAUUAAGCAAUGUAGCUGUUUUAACACCAUUUCAUAAAUAUACUUUCAUUGAUGGGGAGCACCAUUUGUUGUUCUGAAUAUACUAUAAAGGAAGAUGUACAAGGACAUAAAUGUUGAGAUUACUUAUAGGGCAGAAAAUUAGCAGUACAGUUUAUUGUAGAUAGUUUGAAAUGUUUUUGAUUGUUUUAUAGAAUUUAGAGUGACUUCCCUUAUCCUUAUUUAGAUAUGGAUAUGUAGUUCUAGUUUGGAGUUUAAUAGUUAAGGAGUUUGUUAUCUUUAAGAAUAGGGUAUUGACAUGAAUAAUUUCAGUAUUUUGCAUGAUACUGUUUUAUAGAUGACCUUUUAGGAAAGUGGUGCAUUUAUUAAUUAAAUUGAAGAAAUAGUUCAGUUGGAUUCAAUAUCAUAACUCACAAAUUGGAGGCUGUUGAUUUUGAUUCAUUUAAGGUUUAAAAUCUUUAUUAAUUGCAAACAGUGCAAUUAUUUAUACUUCACAGUGCCUUCCCAGACCUUCCACCUUAGGUUCUGCUGCAAAAAGCAACAGGUAAGCACAACCUAAGGACAUAUAUAAAUAAAUAUUUCAGUACAUUAAUGUUGUCCCUGUGAGGUUUUUGUGGUUGUGUAUUCAAAAGCAAUCUGCUACUGCUUCCCCAAAAUGUAUUUUGUUAUUUAUGCUACCUUUUCAGUGGAAAGUCUGUAAGUUGUUCAAACAACUGGUUACAUUUCUGGGUAAUGUUUUUUAUUUUAUUUUUUUUUUAUUAAAACAAAAAAGAAUGAUGAGUAGAUUGCUGCUGUAAUUGAACUAUAUCCAAACUUUUUGUAAUCUUUUCCCAGAUAUAGAAGAAUUGUUAAAAUUAAGACAGGACGAUUACAAAGACAAUAAAAAGAUUUAGGAAAUCACUUGUUCAGAAACUUCAACAGCCUUCACAGUCUGUUUAAGAUUGACAGGACGUUGUCUUUGCCCUCCAAAGCUAUGGAGUCUAUUUUUUUUCUUACUCUUGAACUAUAGUCAUUCAGUAAGGACAUUAUGGAUGAGAGUUCUAUUAUGACUUUUUUUUUAGACAAUUCAGUUUUUGUAACUUUUAUAUACACUGAAAAAGGAAAAAAUUAUGAAGAAUACUGGCAGUAUGUUUUCAUAAAAGGCAUGUGCAUCAGUGAAAUGUUAACUGUAUAGCAAAUAACCUUUCAUAAUCUGAAUAGCAACCAGUAUUUCUCUGAUUUAUAAUACUUUAAUAACUGACACUGCAUUUAUUUUAUUUUUUGCCAGUUUAAAAUGUUUGUGUGUUAUAGAUUUUAACUGGUACAUAUUUUGAGUUAAGAUGAAUGUAUUAAAGCAGCAUCAUACCAGUUUUGUUUAUUCGAUUUCUAAAAUGUGCUGAUCCUUUUAAAACUCCUGCUUAUUUCUACAACAAAAAAAUAUUCAAAAAUGCUGCCUUCAUUUUCACACACAGUGCUGAAGAUGCUGCAAGCACCAAAUCAUAGCUCAUAAAAUCAGGUCCUGAGAUAGUUACCCAUAAAGAGGAAUCCUUUGAGUGUAUGCCAUUGGUGAGCCGAUGAGCAUGGACCAUAGAAGGGCUCAAUGUAGAAGGUAAAAUUGGCGAAUCAUAAUUGAGAAAAUGAAAUGUAUUCCCAUACAUAAUAUGGUAUAGGGUGUAAUGUACCUGCUUUUGAUCACUUUUCAUUUUAAAGUGCUAUUCACUUGCUCUUAAAUGUUCCGUGGACUGUUAAAUUUCAUAAGUUACGAGUUACUGCACCACAUUUAUGUGUGUGUAUGUGUUUUAAUAGUCAAUGAUAGGUAUGUUAAGAUUGAUAAUAUAAAGGAACUCUUUGAACCUUAAGAGCUUGUCAAGUUUUGGUUAGCUGUAGUUUGCAUUUCUAUGAAAGAAAAUAUAGAUGAAUGCCAGUAGAUAUUGGGGCAUUGUUUCUAUCAUGCAUUUUUUUUUCCAUUACCAUAAGCCUUCACUGAUACUGCAAGCAUUUUUAAAUGGAGCUAAUCUUAACCUUGAUAUAAAUGGAAAGCAGAAAAGGUGAGCCAGUUAAUUUGAAUGCAAUGGAUGUUAGGACUGGUAGAAACAAUGUUUAGAUUGAAAUUGAACUGAUUUAUUUUACUUAGCACUUAAAAAACUUGACAAUGUUUUUUUUUUUAAAGAAAAGAUAUCUUAGUGUGAUGAUACUUAGAAUUCUUAAUGGUUUGAUGUUUCUUUUAGAAAUUAGAAGUAUGCUUUUAUUUUUAAUUAAUGAAAAUUGUUUUAAUACUAAAACUAGUGAUUUAUUACUAGUUAUUUAUAAACAUUGUAAACUAUAUCCUUAGACAAAUACCUUCGUAGUAGUUAAUUCAUAAGGGUGGGUUUGGGUUAGGAGUAGCAGAGUACCUUAAGAGGAAUAUAGAAGUUUAUGCAGAAAGAAUGACAUUUCAUUUGUGAUUACUCUGCAAGGAGAAUCAGUUCUAUCUGCAGAGUUAUCUGUUUAGAGUAGGGAUGUAGAAAUUACUAAUCAGUGAGGAUGUCUUAUUUUUACUUUCUGAAGAUUUUGCCUCGUUUUAAAAUGUGUUUUAUCAGUACCUAGUUAAAGAUAAUUUUGACUCUUAACCUUAUUUUUUGUUUAGUCACUUGAGUUUUCUUGCCACAGUAUAAACUUCUGAGGGAAUUUUUAAAUUGGCACUUCUAAGAAGCAAAUAAAUCCCAGGGUUUUAUUUUCUUCAUUGAUACCCCUAUAGAAACUCUUAAAUGUAUUUGCGCAUAUAUCUAUAUUUUUUCUUAUGCAUGCUCGAUGCAUUUUCGUCCUGAGAAAAGUGUUCUCUACAGAAACUACCCGUGUGUAAAAAGAAGAUUGGCUUAAAAUGGCUACUGUGAUGGGAACAGUGUCUUAGGGAGAUGCAGCUUGGACUUGAGGUAAAUUGAAUACUUUACAAACUGUGGUUUAGAGUUUGCUUUAAUGACAUUGUAUGUAAAAGGGUACAUUAUUGCUGUAAUUUUGUAUUGAUUAUGGUUUUUGCAAUAAAAAAAUAAAUGUACAUUGAUAAAUAU
Rhinolophus ferrumequinum (greater horseshoe bat) is the source of this 6934-nucleotide messenger RNA. It is a transcript of the gene FUBP1, whose product is annotated as far upstream element binding protein 1. Gene Ontology annotation, biological process: regulation of DNA-templated transcription. Lineage: Eukaryota; Metazoa; Chordata; Mammalia; Chiroptera; Rhinolophidae. The record is from RefSeq and is a predicted model, not a curated record. The transcript has 22 exons. Gene Ontology annotation, cellular component: nucleus; cytoplasm. Bases 137 to 2203 code for a protein of 688 amino acids. Gene Ontology annotation, molecular function: mRNA binding.